UCCCCCCACACCCCCGGGCCACACACACGCACGGGGUUUAGGGUUUAAGGCAGUAAGUAACAUUCAACAAACCUCUCUAUUUCUCUCUCAGGGUUUUAGAGAAUAAGAUGGGUGCAGACAAAGGGAAGAAGCAAAAACUUGAUGAAGAAAACAACAACAUUGAUGGUGACCUUGUUAUUUCCAUUGAGAAAUUGCAAGAAAUACAAGACGAGCUUGAGAAGAUCAAUGAAGAAGCAAGUGAUAAAGUAUUGGAAGUGGAACAGAAGUACAAUGUGAUCCGCAAGCCUGUCUAUGAUAAGCGAAACGACAUCAUUAAAGCUAUUCCGGACUUCUGGUUGACUGCUUUUUUGAGUCAUCCUGUCCUAGGUGAACUUCUAACUGAAGAAGACCAAAAGAUCUUCAAGUCUCUAAGUUCUAUUGAAGUGGAAGAAUCUAAAGAUGUGAAGUCGGGCUACUCGAUCACCUUUAACUUCAAUGCAAAUCCUUAUUUUGAAAAUACAAAGCUCUCAAAGACCUAUACCUUCCUUGAAGAUGGACCCACAAAGAUUUCUGCUACAACAAUAAAAUGGAAAGAAGGCAUGGGCAUUCCUAAUGGAGUUGCUCACGAGAAGAAUGGAAACAAGCGAUCUCAUGCUGAGGAAAGCUUCUUUACAUGGUUCAGUGAAGUCAACCAAAAAGAUGAGGAUGAGGAUGAGGCUCUAGAGAUUCAGGAUGAGGUUGCGGAGAUAAUUAAGGACGACUUGUGGCCGAACCCGCUCACUUAUUUUAACAAUGAGCCUGAUGAAGAAGAUUUUGAUGCUGACGAGGGUAAGGACAGUGAAGGCUCUGAAGACGAUGAGGAACAAGAUGAGGAUGACGAAGAUGGUGACGAAGAGUGAAAGCAGAUAAACCAUUCAACACCUAUCUUAUCUUAGGAUCUCAUCUUGAAUGGUUUAAUCAUCGGGAUUUGGUGUCUGUAAAGAGGCUCUGAAUGUUGCAAACGAUCAAAAUUACAGUGGUGACUAUACUUUUUUUUUUUCUUCCUCUACUGUUAUAAGCAAAUAUCUAAUUCCAGAGUUCCCUGAACCUUGUUUCAUUUA
This is a messenger RNA of Lycium ferocissimum, 1079 nucleotides long. Its product is annotated as NAP1-related protein 2-like. Gene Ontology annotation, molecular function: histone binding; chromatin binding. The coding region runs from base 108 to 878 and encodes 256 amino acids. The record is from RefSeq and is a predicted model, not a curated record. The transcript has 10 exons. Gene Ontology annotation, biological process: nucleosome assembly. Lineage: Eukaryota; Viridiplantae; Streptophyta; Magnoliopsida; Solanales; Solanaceae. Gene Ontology annotation, cellular component: nucleus; chromatin.